Messenger RNA from Eurypyga helias (sunbittern), 1125 nucleotides. It is a transcript of the gene RNF26, whose product is annotated as ring finger protein 26. Lineage: Eukaryota; Metazoa; Chordata; Aves; Eurypygiformes; Eurypygidae. Gene Ontology annotation, biological process: ubiquitin-dependent protein catabolic process; protein ubiquitination. The record is from RefSeq and is a predicted model, not a curated record. The transcript has a single exon. Gene Ontology annotation, molecular function: ubiquitin protein ligase activity. The annotation marks the transcript as partial.
CACCUCCUCUCCCACCUGGCGCUGCGGGGCAGGGAGCUGCUGCACCGCGGGCUCUCCGGCCUGCUGGGCUGCGGCCAGGCCUUGGCCAGGCAGCUCUGCGAGUGCCUGGCCAUCGGCACCAGCCUGCUGGCCUACCUCGUCAACAGCCUCGUCAACGUGUGUCUCAUCGGCACGCAGAACCUCUUCACCCUGCUCGUGGCCCUGUGGGACUCCGUUGCCAGCCCCUUCCUCAGAGUCACGGACCUGCUGGCCGCUUUCCUCGCGCACAUCUCCAGCAGUGCCAUCGCCGUGUCCAUCCUGCUGUGGUCGCCCUGCCAGCUGGCCUUCAAGCUCCUGGCCUCUGUCAUUGAGCUCUUCAUCAGCAUCUUCUUCGUCAAUAUUUAUGGUCUUGGCUUGCUCCUCCUCCUAAUUGUUGUCAGCGCCUUUGUCUUCAACCCCAGGCUGCUGUGGACGCUGACAGGCUACGUGCUGGGCUACUUCAACACGCUGCCUUCCUUCCGCCGCCGCCAGCGGGACUUGUGGCAGCUCCAUCAGGUGGCGGUCCUGAUGCUGGCUAUGGCCAUGACCUCCCAGGCCUGGCGCAGGGUGGUGGACUGGAGUCUGCAGGUGACCAACUGGAGCAGAGGAGGCAGAACCGUGAACCCGGAAAGCAACCAGCGAGAGGCAGCUGCACCCGCCCUCAGACCAGUGGCCCCUGGCAGGCUGGUGCUGGCAGGGAUCGGCCAGCUGCCAGCUGAGCACGAGGACCAGCCGGACUCAGAGCAGGUACCCCAGGCACGUCCUGCCCUAAGUCGAAGUGCAAUGGCAGGACAGUGUCUCCAACCACCCAGGGACGAACCAAGCACCUCCUGGGGGAAAGCUCCAAGGAGGCAGCAGCUGAACGCAGCAGCUGGGGAUGGCGAGGGUGCUCCGGAUAACGACCCCUGGGUGCUCCUGAAAGAACAAGAGGAACGUAAGAAAUGUGUCAUCUGUCAAGACCAAACUAAGACGGUUCUGCUUCUGCCCUGCAGGCACCUUUGCCUGUGUCAGGAGUGCACGGAAGUCCUCCUGCAGCAGGCCAUCUAUCAGCGCAACUGCCCGCUGUGCCGCCAGAUGAUCCUCCAGACGCUCAAUGUGUACUUGUGA